AUGUCUCCGUGGACGGAAAUAUUGACGAACGCUUCAAUGUUUGUGAUAAUCCAAGCUUUAGCGUUUCUAAUAAUCUCCACUUCCUCCGAAAUAUUCUCAUACAAGAAGAAGACGAAGAGAACAUUUGGCCGGAAACUCUCUACUACUUCCAUCGGCAUUUCCCAUUUACUCGCCUUGAUCUCCGAUGAUGUCUCUCAAGCCGAAGAAGAAGUAGAAGAAGACGAAGCUUCCUCUAUUUGA
Thlaspi arvense is the source of this 240-nucleotide messenger RNA. NCBI's taxonomy places the organism in Eukaryota, Viridiplantae, Streptophyta, Magnoliopsida, Brassicales, Brassicaceae. The record is from the annotation of a GenBank genome assembly.